AUGGGCAACGAACUUCAGUUCUCUCCUGUCUUCAAUAGCCUAUACCCGACAAUGGAAGGAAAUCUUCGACCAACCCCCAGUCGACGCCAUUCUCGCUCUUUUAAAAUUCGUCCCGAUACCAUUAUCACAGGUAGGAAAUCAUGGAAGACGAUGAAAAAUAAACAGAACGAACCUGUUUGGCCGCCGGAAAUUGAAGCGGCCUUAAUAGAAGCUCUGGAAAAAUAUCGUCCGCAUUCCGCAAGUAUUAGGAAUCCCAAAGAGUUUCGUCGGUUUCCCAAACGGAAUAUCUUUAUAUCAGACGAAAUCUUCAAGAAGACGGGCAAAAGCAGGACGGCAAAGCAAGUGGGGAGUCGCCUUCAGCAACUUCGUGAUACAUGUGAAGACGAAAGAGUCCUUGAGCUGCUCACACGGAGAGAGUAUUCUCCUGAGCCAGAUUCAUCCUCGACGGACACCUCCGCUGAUUCUCCAGUCUCAGAAACGACCGACUUCGCUCUGGCCUCGCCGUUAUCAGAGUGUACUGCAUCGUCCUCGACCGAAUUAUCUUCCGAAUCGUCUCGUUUGAGCCCGCUCAGCAGCGUCUCCUUUGAUGAAACUGGGUAUCAGGUGCUCCCUGCCAUACCUCGCAACGUCGUCGUUCGCAUCGAGAUCUGUCACCAAGAAUCCACCCGGCGUGGUCACUCUCCCUUACGACAUUCUUUUGAACCAGUGCCGCCUAAGCCUUCCUAUCAUCGCCGAAUCAUUCUCUCAGCCGACCGUCCUCUUUGGACACUUUCCCCGACCGUGACAUUCACUUCUUCGAGGCCUACAUCAGCUUCUACAUUUUCUUCCUUCACUGUCUAUGCCAACAAUGUACCGGUGCACUCGGAGGUAUCACCGUUGCUCCCACACGCGGAGCAAGCAAACCCUGCCUCCUGUUAUGCCUACCGAACCAAGUUCCUACCCGAAUAUUGGGUACAUCUGUGUGAAAGAUAUGAUUUAGCACAGUGUACCGUGACUCAAACCAUCAUCGAACCUAGACCGUCGGACGAGGUAAUACUUUUGUCCCUUGUCUACGAAUUCUCACAUACAUACCCAACACCUUCGCCCAUUCUCUACUCUCGUUCGUCGACCGGACCUGCCCUACCACCCCAUUUUGCGGAGACGCCGGCGUGUAACGUUGCGAUACCGCCACCUCUCAACGCGUGUUCUGAUCGGAACUUUUCUCAUUGGCCAACCGCGUGCAUGUCUCAACCUCAGACGUCGGCUUGGGCUGUGGAUCAUCAUGACCUGCUAGUCUUGAAUAGCACGGAUCCGCAUUAUUCGCUGCGGGGACACAUACUGGCUUCUGGAUAUGGGGAACAGUAUUCCCCUUCGGACAGCGAUCUGGGACUUUAA
Guyanagaster necrorhizus is the source of this 1374-nucleotide messenger RNA. RefSeq lists its product as uncharacterized. The transcript is spliced from 4 exons. Gene Ontology annotation, biological process: regulation of DNA-templated transcription. Gene Ontology annotation, molecular function: DNA-binding transcription factor activity. NCBI's taxonomy places the organism in Eukaryota, Fungi, Basidiomycota, Agaricomycetes, Agaricales, Physalacriaceae. The record is from RefSeq and is a predicted model, not a curated record. The coding region runs from base 1 to 1374 and encodes 457 amino acids.